This is a messenger RNA of Hipposideros armiger (great roundleaf bat), 10701 nucleotides long. It is a transcript of the gene AMHR2, whose product is annotated as anti-Mullerian hormone receptor type 2. The transcript is spliced from 11 exons. The record is from RefSeq and is a predicted model, not a curated record. Gene Ontology annotation, molecular function: transforming growth factor beta receptor activity; ATP binding. Gene Ontology annotation, biological process: protein phosphorylation; BMP signaling pathway; cellular response to growth factor stimulus. Bases 6019 to 7881 code for a protein of 620 amino acids. NCBI's taxonomy places the organism in Eukaryota, Metazoa, Chordata, Mammalia, Chiroptera, Hipposideridae. Gene Ontology annotation, cellular component: signaling receptor complex; plasma membrane.
AUUCAUUCCUCCCCUAGGUCUUCUCUAGUUUGACUUCCCAAACCCAAAAAGAUUUUCUCCACAAUGUUCAUUUGAGAGAAAUUAGUAUUUUAUCCUAUUUCCCCCUUUCAUUAUCUAAAACCCCAGCCUGCCUUGUCCCUGCUAAGAGAGAGGAGGUGUGGUGAUCUGUCCCUCAACUGCCUUCAGUAUUCGAAAGAAAGCGUAACAAAUGGCAUUUAACCUGGGGCUGCAGGUAAUGAGGACUGUUGAUGCCUCUCCUGGGGUGUGUGUGUUUUCCACUGUCACCUUCGGGAAUGACACUGUGCCUUCUCCACAGGGGAUGGGCUUCCUCUGCUCAGCCCUCCACUUUCCCAACAAUUAACUGCUCUUGAACAGUGUGGACAAGGGCAGGUCUUCAUAUUUCUGAUCACCCCUUUCUCCCAGUGGCAUCCCAUAGCCCUCACCUGGAAUCUAGGGCACAAAGACUUUGGGGAAAGAUGGGGAAAAUAGGCUGAGAUUGACCUGAGGAGUCCCCUUCUACACACACCGAUGGCAGCUGCCCUAAGGCCUGCUGGGUGGUGCUUCUAUCUCUGGUGCCUAAAACAAGUUUAUUUCUCUCUCUUAACAUUGGCAAUAACCAGUCUUCAUACCACUGUUGCCUUUUUAAACCUCUUAAUAAUCUCAUGCUGUGUUUGUUGUUGGUUCCAAUCCAGUUAUCACCAGGGCUGUGUGGGGAAAUACUUUUAAAUGCUCUCUUCAUCUCUCUUGUUCUUUUCCCCCCCUGUAUGUAUGAUGCUAAUCUCUUGUCUUUCAGUUUCUUCCUGCUCUUUUGUAUCUUCCUUUCUUGCGUCUCCUCCUGCCUUUUGUCUCUGGGUGUUUGGGGGCUUUUUUUUUUUUUUUUUGGCCUUUUUGUACAAAGAUAGUUUCAAUGUAGUCUGUAGCUCCUUUGUAAACCAAUUAAAAAAUGUUUUUUUUUUUAAUAAAAAGGCAUGUCUCUGGUGUGUUGAGAGGGUUGGGAAUGCGGAGAAGAUGGAUAUAACUUCAUAUGCUGAACCCAACAAAGGUUUCCAGCUACACCGUUGUGCUCCCAUACAUGUUAAUCAGUGUAUUCGCCUUACACUUAACUCCCAGGUAUACAGCGUCAUGACCAGAUCAGUGUGCCACUACUACGCAGAAAUGUGGAGGGCCAAGAGGCAUAGGGACAGCCCCAACAUUUUUUAAAAGAAGCUUUUUUUAUUUUGGAAUACUUUUAAAUUUAAAGGAAAGUUGCGAAGAUUAGCACAGAGUUUCCAUACACCCCUUACCCAAUUUUCCCCAUUGUUAACAUAUCAUGGUAUAUGUGUCAAAAUUAAAAAAACUGACAUUGCAUUACGUUAUCUAAACCCCAGGCUUUAUGGGUUUCACCAGCUUUUCCGUUGAUGCCCUCUUUGUGUUCUAGGAUCCAUUUCAGGAUACCACAUUGCUCUCAGUUGAUAUGUCUCCCCAGUCUCCUCUGGUCUGUGACAGUUUUGUCUCUUUUCAUGGCCUUGACAGUCUUUGGGAGUAUUGGCCAGAUGUCCUGUAGAAUAUCCACAAAUCUGAGUUUGAUGUUUUUCUCAUUAUUAGACUGAGCUUAGUAGGUUUUAUAAAAAAUACCACUCAGGUGAAAUGCCCGUUUCAUCACAUCCUAUUCAAGGGGUAUGUGAUAGCCACAUUACUGAUGGUAACCAUCACUCAGUUCAGGUGAUGUUUGCCAGUUUCUUCAGUUUCUCUUUCCCUGUUCUUUGGAAACAAGUCAGUAAGUCUAGCCCACCUUUAAUGGGAAUUAAACUUCCCCUCCUGGUGGGGGUAAUAUCUUUAUAGAGUAUUUGGAAUUCUGUGAGGAAACGCUUCCCCGUUAACUUAUAUUAGUAUGCACUUAUUUCUUAAAUGUUGGGUGUAUUUAUAUUUUGUUAUAAUCCAAUACUACAUUUUUGUGGUUCAGAUUGUCCCAGCUUUGACCAUUGUGAGCUCUUUCAGGUUGGCUUCUGUGUCCCUUUGAUAUGUCUACAUCCUUUUAUUUAUUUAUUUUUGAGCACUUUCUGAUAAGAUGCUUCAGACUCAUCUUGUGUUUUUCCUGCCCCAGUCCUAGAAUCAGCCAUUUCUCCAAGGAGCAUUGGGGUUUUUUAUUGGAGAAUUGUAUUUGGUAACCAAGGUCUAACCCCCCCCAAAUUUUACAUUCAGUUAACACCAGCCUGUGUCUAACAUGAUUGAAUCUGGAUUGUGACCCCUUUAGAAACUGAAAUUGAAAUUAUUCUGACAGCCUUUCCAAUUUCCCUACAGUUUCCCUUCCUACCAAAGAAUCCUUGGUUAAUUGUUUAUGCGGUGGUUACCAACAUUCUUGAUUAUUUUGCUCAUUUGAUUUCCUGUGUCUGCUUUGUCAAUCACUCACCCUUAUGUAGCCAGCCGCAAUGUAGCAUUUUAACAUUCGACUUUAUUGGGGAGCGUUGUUUGUCGAUUUUGGGGGGUUUUUUGGUUUUGCAGCCUUAAAUGGGCAUUUAAUAGUGGUGCCAUCUAUUCAUUCAACAAACAUUUGUUGAGCCCUUACUAUGUGCUGGGUACUAAGCUAGGCUGAGCAUGAAAAAUGAAAUAAGACAGGCCCUGCCACCAAAUACUUCACAAUCUGGCGAAUGAGACAAAUACCAUUAAUUCCAAGUUUCCCAUUCCUGACCCAAUUUUUCAGCAGAUGAUUUGCUUUCUAUUUCAUGGAGAAAAUGGAAGCAUGAAUUUCCUCAAAAACUUCCUUGUCCUAUUCUUACAAACAUCUAUGUAUUCACCAAUUUCUUAGAAGAAAAUACUUCUUUCCCUUUGCAAGGCCAACCCUGCCACUUGUGCUCAUUUUCUUUGACUUUUUCUUUGUUUUGAUGGUAUUUCCUCCUUUUAUCUUGAGUCUGGGUUCUCUUUUGUCAGCCUAUCAGCAUGUUAAAAUUCCUUCUCUCCAUUUUGAAAAUCUCUGCUUCCUCUAAGCUACUGAUUUAGUUCUUUCCAUUUCCAAAGUUAGUGAAACCAGUUUACCCUCAAUUUUCCUCUUUUAUUCACCCUCAGGCCACUUUGUUCAGCACCCAUCCUUGACCAAGUUGUUUCUUAUAAACAUUGGCCACCUGGUUACCAGCUCCAGUGGUCUUUCAGUCGUUUGCCUCAAACCUCUCUGCAAUAAACGUGCAUCUUAGAGCUUCCUUCCCAUGGAGUGUGAAUCAGACAGUCUCCCAGUUCUCCUUUAACCUUUCUGACUAUUCUUUUUAGUUUCCUUCAUAGCCAUUCUUCUCUGUCCCUUGAUUGUUGAUGCUCCCCUGUCUUGUAUUCUUUCCCUACUCUACCUUUCACCCCUUUAAACAAAUUGCAUCCAUUCUUAAUUACUCUUUAGUUUUUAAACACGUGUUGGUGACUCCGAAAUCUUAAGCACUUCCUUUUCUCCCAAUCUGGCAGCCUGCUUACUGGACUUUUUCAUCUGGAUGUCCCACAGAUAACUCAAACUCAACAUGUAAGAAAGGGAAAUAACCCUUGUGUUCCUCCUCUCAACAGUAUUACUACCCUUUGAGCAUUUAUUUUUGAAGAAUCAUCUUUUAAUUCUCCCUUUCAUCUCCCGACAUUCAUUUGAUUACCAGUCCUGUUAGUAUUACCAGUACAAUGUAUCUCACUUUUUUCCUUUGAAAUUUCUACUGUCCUAGUACUCACUUUGGCUGCUGCUGAGGUCUUGUAAUUGACCUUGCUUCUAGUCUCCCUGAGUCCCAAUCAUCUUCCACAUUGUCACCAGACCCUUGCCUAAAAUCAUUUCCUUUUAGGGAAAGUCUAAACUUGAUAUAGAAUUGGAAACCUUUCCAAUCUGGUCUCAGUCUAUCUGUAGGGUGAUUCUCUGGUUCGUACCUCUGGGUGUUUGUUCUUGCUGUUCCUUUUGCCUGUGACACCCUCCUUUUACUCCUUGUUAGUAUGUUUACCUUUGAGAUAAUUUAAAGAUCCCUUUCUCUGUAAGACCCUCUGGGCACCUUUCUUCUCUUGUCUUUUAUGCCCUGGCCAGAAUUAGCUUAUUUGAUCUUUCUGCAUGUGUAGCUGCUUGUUCAUACCUGUGGUCUGAUAUAUAAUUUUCUGGUUGCUUGUUGAUUUAUCGUCCUGCCUUUCCAGACAGUUCCUGGAGGGCAGGAAUCACACAUCUUUACAGGCUCAGCACCUAAUGAAAUACCUUUUGAAGACUGGGACCUAAUAGAUAUUUUCUGAGUUGAAUGAAUAAACAACUCACUUUAGGCUUGUAGUCAGUGGGGUCAAAGAUCAAUUAUUGGGCCACUGCACACUUAAAUCAGGGGAUUCUGACGAAGAUCUUUGUGUAUGCAGAAUCCAGGAAGCUUUUAUUUCCUUCCUAUGCUGAGGUCCUUGCUCAGCUCCCAGAUUUUUACCCCUUCUAUCACCAUCUCAACUCCAAACUCUGAAUGCCCAGAGCAGGUAUACUUCCCAUAAACCUGGCUGGAAUGUUUCUAUCUUUGAUAGGGGAGAUUAUCCAAACCUUUGGGUGAGGAACCUCUCUCUGCCUUUCUGCCUGAUCCUUACCUCGCCCACCCCCCACCCCUCUCACCCCCGCCCUCUGGAGGAGAUAGUCUUCUUGAGACACUCCAGACACAAGAAGUUAUUUGACCUUCAAGUCCUCCCCCUAUUCCCCACUCCUACCCCAUAUCUGAUCUGGGAGCUGGUGAAGGAAGAUAGCUGUAACUAAGUACAUUCCGGUCAUCUUACUGGCAGGGUCCUGCAGACUCCCAGAAGGGCCCACGGAGGGAUGGGCAGCUGUCCAUCUGCCUCCAGCCCUCAUUCCUUCAACUUUGGCUUCACAACUGCUGGAGUUUCACUCUCCUUUCAUUCAGGCUUCACAGGAGAAAGGCUCCAGAAUCAGAGUCAAUGCUCAGACCUUCAUCCCUUGUCAAAGCCUGACAAUUCCCAGAAAGGGUUUCUAGGUAGCCACAAGGGUGCUAGGAAAACAGGGAACUGGCCCCUUCUGACUCUCUAAUUCUCAUGGGAGCCAGCUGCUCACAGGUAUGGAAAUGAUCUAUUACUGUAGUUUCUUGAGUCUGGUGGAAUUGGACUCCUGUCUCUCUGUUGCAGCACAAGCUAUAGACCUCUCCUAUUGCCAUGCUGACAUUCCCUCUGUACACUCUGUGCCCUCCCUUCCCAUUUUACAGUCCCUGCAGCUUAAUAGACGUUAAGUGUACUAUGGAUAUCACCCAUCAGAAGAGGUCCCCUCACUGCACCCGAGUUUCUCCUACGUCUGCUGACCUCUGGUGGUGAGAGUUUGAACCGCACCUUCCCUAUCUAGUUAAUGGCCUGCUGGCAGGUAAUGGUGCAUAUUUUCUCAACAAUCCAAAUUCAAAUACUGUAUUAAAUGGAAAUAUUUUUUAUUGCUGAGUUUUGUAUUUGUUUUCAGGCAUCAUGGCAUAAUGCAAAGAACAGGGCCUGGACUUUCGAGUUAGACUUAACCGAGGUUCCAGUCACCUUGGGCUAGUUAAGUUCAGCUUUCUGACUGAUAAAGUGAAGAUAAUAAUAAGUAGUUCAACGGGAGAAUUAGAUGUAAAAUGCAUAGCCCUAGCUGUGCCUUAGCACAUAGAUGCUCAAUAAAAGUUUGUUCUCAAGAAUGGUGAUUUGUUCAGUGUGUGACUCAAAAUGAUUUUUAAAAAUUUGGUAACAUAAAAUUUACCAUUAUACCAUUUUCUAUGUGUUUUUUUUUUUUAAACUUUGAGAAAUUCUAUAUAACUGCUCUCCAAUUCUUGAGUUUGGAAAAUGAGGUCAACUCUAGUAUGGGCUGUGAAGCCUCUCUCUUCCCACGGAGCUGUGGAUCUGAGCCCUGAAAACAAGGGUUAGAAGGGAUCUUGGGCACAGCUGAAUGGCUCUGAGCACUUGACCUCACUUUGGUUUCCCGGCGGGCAGGAUCCAGUACUUUAUUCCAGGGUCAGUUAGGCAUCACUGGGUUCUCAGCUGGGCCUCCAAGGCCCCCCCGCCUCCCACUUUGCAGAGAAAAGAGGAGGUGGCUGAAGAGAGGAGGAUAUGAGAUUGGUUCUCUGCUCCUCCUCUCUCUCCUUGCUUUUCCCCACACCCAUCCUCUCCCCCACAGCAGCCAUCUCCCCCACAGAGACUGGGAAGAGGGAGGGGGGGCGGAGUUGGGGACUGAGGGAUCAGAAGCCCCACAGUGCCCUGUGUCUGAAGGAAGCUCUGGCCAGGGGCAGCCGUGCUGGCUCAUGCUACCCUCCUGCUGCUGCCUCCUUCCAGACGAUGCUGGGUACUCUGGGGCUUUGGGCACUGCUUCCUGCAGCUGUGCAAGCACCUCCAAGCAGACGGACCUGUGUAUUCUUUGAGGCCCCCGGAGUGCGGGGAAGCACAAAGACACUCGGGAAGCUGAUAGAUGCAGGACCAGGGUCCCCCAGGGUUAUCCGCUGCCUCUACAGCCACUGCUGCUUUGGGAUCUGGAACCUUACCCAAGACCAGGCACAGGUGGAGAUGCAAGGAUGCCGAGACAGUGAUGAGCCAGGCUGUGAGUCCCCCCACUGUGACCCAAGCCCCCGAGCCCAGCCCAGCCCCAGCUCCACUCUCUUCACCUGCUCCUGUGGCACUGACUUCUGCAAUGCCAAUUACAGCCAACUGCCUCCUCUGGGGAGCCCUGGGACUCCUGGCUCCCAGGGUCCCCAGGCUAUCCCAGGCGAGUCCAUCUGGAUGGCGGUGCUGCUGCUGGGGCUGUUCCUCCUCCUGCUGCUGCUGGGCAGCAUCAUCUUGGCCCUGCUACAGCGAAAGGCUUGCAGAGUGCAAGGUGGGCCAGAGCCAGAGCCAGAGCCAGAGCCAGACUCAGGCAGGGAUUGGAGUGCGGAGCUGCCUGAGCUACCUGAGCUGUGCUUCUCCCAGGUAAUCCGGGAAGGAGGUCAUGCAGUUGUGUGGGCUGGGCAGCUGCAAGGCAAGCUGGUAGCCAUCAAGGCCUUCCCCCUGAGGGCUGUGGCCCAGUUCCGAGCUGAGAGAGCAUUGUAUGAGCUGCCAGGCCUUCAGCACGACCACAUUGUCCGCUUUAUCACUGCCAGCAGGGGAGGCCCUGGCCCCCUGCCCUGUGGGCCCCUGCUGGUAUUGGAACUGCACCCCAAGGGCUCCCUGUGCCACUACUUGACCCAGCACACCAGUGAUUGGGGAAGUUCCCUGAGGAUGGCACUGUCCCUGGCACAGGGCCUGGCAUUUCUCCAUGAGGAGCGCUGGCAGGAUGGCCAGUAUAAACCAGGUAUAGCCCACCGAGAUCUGAGCAGCCAAAAUGUGCUCAUUCGGGAGGAUGGGUCAUGUGCCAUUGGAGACCUGGGCCUCGCCUUGGUGCUCCCUGGCCUCACUCAACCCCCUGUCUGGGCCCCUACUCAACCCCAAGGCCCAGCCGCUAUCAUGGAGGCUGGCACCCAGAGGUACAUGGCGCCAGAGCUCUUGGACAAGACUCUGGACCUACAGGACUGGGGCACAGCCCUCCGGCGAGCCGACGUUUAUUCUUUGGCUCUGCUCCUGUGGGAGAUCCUGAGCCGCUGCUCAGAUUUGCGACCUGACAGCAGACCACCACCCUUCCAACUGGCCUAUGAGGCAGAACUGGGAAGCACUCCCACCACCUGUGAGCUAUGGACCUUGGCAGUGGAGGAGAGAAGGCGCCCUUACAUCCCACCCACCUGGUGCUGCUUCACCACAGACCCUGCCGGCCUGAGAGAGCUCCUAGAGGACUGUUGGGAUGCAGACCCGGAAGCACGGCUGACAGCUGAGUGUGUACAGCAGCGCCUGGCUUCCCUGGCCCAUCCUCAGGAGGCCCACUCCUUCCCAGAGGGCUGUUCGCAUAGCUGCCCACCUCUCUGCCCAGAAGACUGUCUCUCAACUCCUCCCCAUUGCCAUUCUCCCUUGUAGACCUCAGCCGAGAGCCUGUCCCUUCAGCAUUCAGCAAGGCCCUGGUUCCAGGAAUUCUUUCUCAACCUGCUGGUACCAUUUCUCCAGUGUAAAUAUGCAGUUUAUGUGUAAUCUAUGUACAUGCAAGCAUAAAUAUGGUGAUCAUAUAUCUGUCCGCUCUGCCUUACCACUGCUUCCCUACUUGCCAAAUGCCUGGAUCCUUCUGUGGGCAUCCAGUCCACUGUAGUUCUGACCAGUGACUGAGGGGAGGUGUGCACAGGAAAGAGAUAAAGUCAGCUUUCCUGAUUUUACAUUUUGGGGCCUUCCUCCCUUCCUGUGAUCCUGGGCUCUGCCUCCCUUCCUUCUCCACAAGUCUUUGUUUGGUGGGAUCUCACGCAGGGCCCUGGCGAAAGAAGGAUGAAUACGAUGAAAUUGCUGCUCUGAAGGUGCUCAGAGACCCACAGUUCACUUUGUUGGGGUCCUGUACAGUGUCCUUGGAAGGGGGUGUCCUCUCCUGAGGCCUGAAUGGGAAAGCCUCACAUAGCACAGAAUGCUUAAGCUGGGUCUUGAACGAGCAGGAGUUUUCCAGGAGUGUUUGGGGCAAUAGGACAUUCCUGGCCCAGUGAAGUGUAUUAUCACGAGGUACAGCAAGAAACCGUAAGUAGCCUGUGUAGCAAAAGUGUGGCAGUUAUGGUGGGGAGAGAAGAGGUGACGUGGAGAACUUUAGGCAAGGCCUUGUGAGCCCUGCAGAGAAGUUCUUCCUUCAUUUCUUUUUGUGUGUUUUCUCUACUGGCUUUUCUUUCUUGCCCCAAGUCCCUUUAACAGUUGUUGCCCCUCAGGGUCAGUCCAAUUCUAGGUGCCUGGUUUAUAGCCCUAACUAAGUUUCUAACUACCUGAGUGCCCUUGGGCAGGUUACUUCCUUUUUCUGGGGCUCAGGUUCCUCAUUUGCCACAUAGGAGUCGGAGGCCUUCUGGUCUAAUAGCAGAAAAACCAAGGGGUAGCCCUGACUUCACAACAAGAUUGCUUCCUGCUCAGUGACCAACUAGCUCUAUGUGAUGGGACAAGUUACUUAACCCUUGGAAUCUCAAUUUUAUUAUGUGUAAAGUAUGGAUAAAAACACUUACCCUGCUCACAGGGUCAAUUCAGGGUGAAAAAGAAGGUGACAGAUCUUGCACAGCACCUGGCCUUAGGGGACACUUUGUAAAUGGGAGUAGUUAGUUGAGAUGAUCUCUAGCCCCUUUCCAGCUUGGUUGUUCUAGAGUUCCAGGAUUAGCCUCCGGAGAGCCCAUCCACUCUCAAGCUCUGAGUCUCUACAAGACGUCAUCACUUGGCUAGAUAGCCACCACCUGAAACUAAACACAUUCAAAUCCAAGCUCUUGCCUCUUCCCUCACCAACACAUCUGCCAUCCCUCUCUUUCCUGACCCUCAAGGGCACAAAAUUUCUCUUGGUCUUAGAGGAUCCCAACAAUGAAGGUGUUCUUGUCUCCUCCUGUGGCUCCAGCUCAUCCUACCCAUAUCCAGUUAAUUCUCAGGCCCCACGGAGGUUGCAUGGGCUGGACCUGCCUCUGAGCACCAUCCUCCUUUCCUUCCUCCUAGUCCUGGCAGCCUAAGCUACUGAAAUUGCCUCUUGGGUGACUAUUUUUCCCCAGUCUAGGUUAAACACCACUCUGAAUAAUCUUUAAACCUAACUUCGCAUUGUGUUUUGCCUCUGCUCAAGUCUACUCUGUUUCAUGACAAUCCUUUGAGCACCAUUUACAGAGAAGGAAACCAAAGGCUCAGUGAAGUUCAGGAGCGUGUCCAAGGCCACAUAGAUCUUAUGUAACAGAGCAGGGAUUUUAGUCAUUAAAAACUGUGUUUAUGAAAAUGUCAUAAAUUUUCAGAAGUGAAUAACGUCACAUGAAAAUAAUAUACACAUACAAACCUAUGCUACAAGCCUAGCGUUAUGUUAAAUAAAAAAUAAACCUAUAAUCACAAGAAAAACAAACAAAUCCCAAUAGAGGCACAUUUUACAAAAGAUCCAUCCAGUACUCCUCACAACUAUCAAGAUCACCAAAAACAAAGUCUGAGAAACUGUCACAACCAAGCGGAACCUAAACAUGAUGAUAACAACUAAACAUAACAUGAGAUCCUGGAUAGGAUCCUGGAAUAGAAAAUGGACUUUGGGUAAAAACUAAAGUAAUCUGAAUAAAGUAUGGAGUUUAGUUAAUAACCAUGAAUCAAUAUUGUUUCAUCAGGUAACAAAUGUACCAUUAAUGUUAAGAGGUUAAUAAUAGGGGAACUGGGUGUGGGGAAUAUGAAAACUAUCACCUCAGUUUCUCUGUAAAUCUAAAACAGUUCUAAAAAAAAAAUAAAACUUAUUAAAAAAACAAAACAAUAACUAUGACCAGCUCCAAAACUUCAGGGGGGGCAUAAAUAAAUGCAAGGAAGAAGGGGAGGGUUGUUGGAAAUAUCACAUUUUCUUAUAGUAUUCUUGAGUGAGUGUAUUAUAAUAUGUUGUAUUGAAGGGAUUGCUAACAUAAAAGCCAGAAAACCUAGGUUAUCAUCUUGGCUCUCCUAACUGUGAACUCUUAGAAAAGUUUAUUUAUUCUUUUCAGGAGAUGAAUGAAUGAUUCUGUAAGUGAUUUCUAUCCCUAUAAUUCCAUGAUUCUAUGAUAAAAUAUUAAAGUUCCAUGUGUGAAGAUUCCUUCACCAAAUUCAGUGUUUGCCUAGUAUGAUAUUGCCAUGAUGAGUGACUCCAUGCUCAUGGAGAGGCAACAUGCAUGCAAAUAAGCUUUUUAGAAACUUGAAAACAUAAAUCUAUGAAUAAAGGUGGACUUAUGGGAGGAAAACUGGCUGAAGACA